Messenger RNA from Anoplopoma fimbria (sablefish), 1476 nucleotides. RefSeq names its product ATPase H+ transporting V1 subunit D (gene atp6v1d). The record is from RefSeq and is a predicted model, not a curated record. The coding region runs from base 214 to 960 and encodes 248 amino acids. The transcript is spliced from 9 exons. NCBI's taxonomy places the organism in Eukaryota, Metazoa, Chordata, Actinopteri, Perciformes, Anoplopomatidae. Gene Ontology annotation, cellular component: proton-transporting V-type ATPase complex. Gene Ontology annotation, molecular function: proton-transporting ATPase activity, rotational mechanism.
ACCAGAGGCCAGCUGAUCAUCACGGAGAGAGCUAGGCUGACAAGAUCACGACCAUCGCAUCGACCUAGGCUUCUAAUCCUGCACAAUAAACAACGAGGUGUCGGUGUUGUGUGUUGUAGUUUAAUUAAAUAGAAUAAAAGAUAACGUAUCAGAGUUUAUUUGAGGAAAGGUCAGUAAACAGAAGAUCGCAAUCAUCGACCAAAGGACGAGAAGAUGUCUGGAAAAGAGAGGAUCGACGUUUUCCCCUCCAGAAUGGCUCAGACCAUCAUGAAGGCUCGGCUCAAAGGGGCUCAAACAGGCCGCAACCUGCUCAAAAAGAAAUCUGAUGCCCUCUCCAUGCGCUUCCGUCAGAUCCUCCGCAAGAUUAUUGAAACUAAGACUAAGAUGGGAGAGGUGAUGAGAGAGGCGGCCUUCUCAUUGGCUGAAGCCAAAUUUGCAGCUGGAGACUUCAGCACAACUGUAAUCCAGAAUGUCAACAAAGCCCAAGUGAAAGUCCGUGCCAAGAGAGACAACGUGGCAGGUGUCACGCUCCCAGUUUUUGAACACUAUCAAGAAGGCGGGGACAGUUAUGAGCUGACUGGUCUGGCCAGAGGAGGAGAGCAGCUCUCCAGGUUGAAGAGGAACUAUGCCAGAGCUGUUGAGCUGCUGGUGGAGUUGGCCUCCCUACAGACAUCUUUUGUCACUCUGGACGAAGCCAUAAAGAUUACCAACCGCCGUGUGAACGCUAUUGAGCACGUGAUUAUUCCCCGGAUUGAUCGCACCCUCACCUACAUCAUCACAGAACUGGAUGAGAGAGAACGAGAGGAGUUCUACAGGUUGAAGAAAAUCCAAGAGAAGAAGAAGCAGCUAAGGGAAAGGACAGAAUUAGAGAUUGCCGAACGCCUGGCUAAACUGGGUCCCAUCGCAGAGCCCACCAACAUGCUGACAGAGGAGACGGAUGAAGACAUGCUGUUCGAGUGAAGUGCUCUCAAGGCAGACAAGCCCCCGACUUCACCUAACAUCCUAUUUAUUCUGUGCCUCUAAGGCCAUGUCUAUGUCUUAUCGUGCAAGUGAUGAAAGUUGUUUUCUGUGUACUUGUCUGUGAUGAUUUGUUCUAUUGCCUCAGUGCUGGAAGGUACGGUGUGUUUCCAGAUUUCAUCACUGUACAGAACCAAGGUGUCGUCUCACGUGGCUGUUUACCCACAAGGGAGUCAGUUCACUAUUCACUGGUUUGAGAGUGAAUAUUAAAGAAGCAUUUGGUGUGAUUUACUGAUUAACCUGUAUAUAUUUCGAGUUCCUCACAAGAUUCAGAUCCAUUGCAUGCUGUGAAGCUUAAGGUGGUUGUAAAUUUCAAAGUGUGUGCAUCUGUGUUGUGGAGGUUGGUGUUACCUCAUUUGAGGAUGUUUACCAUUGAACCAGAAAACCCUAAGGUUGCCCUGCUGUAAAACUUGCAAGUGAACAAAGCCCCAAACUUCAAUCAAAUAAAUAUGUUAUCAG